AUGAAGUCUCUCCGGACCAGCAGACAGAAUUAAGGCUGCCAGUCUCUUCGGCAUCUCGCCUCCAUCACUUCACAAGUCUACAGCAUUAUAAGUAUCAUUUUGUUCUAUGCACUUGCGGCGCCUGGGCAUUAAUUUAUUCUCUGCAAGGAUUUAUACUUACACGUUCAAAUAAAGCACUGGGCGUUUCGUGCUUGUUUAUUGACUUGCACAGCAUAAUUAAGAUGUUGAUCAUAGUGCAUGCAAUUUUCUGAAUAAUUUCUUCGUAAUGAGGCACUUUAAGGCUCAUCAUAAACGCUACAAUCUUUAUACUGAUAAAGAUUUUUCGCAUUUCUUAAAAAAAAAAAAAAAGCUCUGUCUAGCACACUUGAGAUUCGCUGUUUUAAUCCUAUGCUUUAAUAUUUGUUUAUUCAGUCUUUCAUUUGCGUUAUUCCUGAAAGUUCAUACUCUAAUGGUAUUCUAUGGUUGCAGAUGCAGGGAACCGCUGCUCUCACCUCAUCUUUACAUGGCUUACUCUUGGGCUAGCGAAUUAUGAACACUGGAUCUACCAAGCUGAUGCGUAUAUGGACCCUUCUUUUGAGUCGUAGGUUAUGCUUCCAGGGGAAUUCACUUCAAACCAAUCAAUUUGAUCCUGCUCGCGGCAUUUCCUUCAGAUCUAUGAUUCGGACCAAAAAUUCUUCACACUCUCCUCAAGCACUCAAAAACCGAUGUGCAAGGUUCUGGUGUCACCUUAACAAUUCUAAAAUCAAUAAUCCUGUCCCUUCUCUGCAUGGUGAAAUUUCUUAAAAAUCCGACCUAGAAUUUCUAAAACGCACCAGCUCUAUUUUUCCUAACGGAGCCCCCUUUCCAAGGCUGUUUAGAACUCACUUAACCACUGUUCUCAAAGCUGCAGUCUAUCUACUGGCCAUUCAUUCAGAAUUGGGGCAGCUACUUCAGCAGCUGAAUGAGGGAUCUCUACAUCAGCUGUUAAGAUCAUGGGCAGAUGGUCUUCCUAAGCAUUUGAAUCAUACAUCAGACCUGAUUCAAAACCAUUAUUGAAGCUCAGCAAGCUCUCCUGUAACUAAUCAGGUAAAUUCAUGCAAUUACUGGUGGUGGUGUUACUAUAUCUGUAUGGUCUAUCAAGGCCUGUACAUGUCUGGCCUUUGUGGCUAUUUCUGUACGGUCUAUCGAGACCUGUCCAUGUCCGGCUAUCAUGGCUAUUUUUCUGUAUGGUCUAUCAAGGCCUGUCCCAUGUCUGCCUAUUGUGGCUAUCUGUGUCUGGCCUAUCGUGGCUAUUUCUGUACGGUCUAUCGAGGCCUAUCUGUGUCUGGCUAUAAUGGCUAUUUCUGUACGGCCUAUCGAGGCCUGUCCGUGUCUGCCUAUCGUGGCUGUCUGUGUCUGGCCUAUCGUGGCUAUUUCUGUACGGCCUAUCAAGGCCUGUCCGUGUCCGGCCAUCAUGGCUAUUUUUCUGUACGGUCUAUCGAGGCCUAUCUGUGUCUGGCUAUAAUGGCUAUUUCUGUACGGCCUAUUGAGGCCUGUCUGCGUCUGCCAUUGUGGCUGUCUGCGUCUGGCCUAUCGUGGCUAUUUAUGUACGGUCUAUCGAGGCCUGUCUGCGUCUGCCUAUCGUGGCUAAUCAUGGUCUAUCGAGGCCUGUCUUGCGUCUGCCUAUCGUGGCUGUCUGCGUCUGGCCUAUUGUGGCUAUUUAUGUACGGUCUAUCGAGGCCUGUCUGUGUUGGCUAUCAUGGCUAUUUCUGCACGGUCUAUCGAAGCCUGUCCGUGUCUGCCUAUCGUGGCUGUCUGCGUCUGGCCUAUUGUGGCUAUUUCCGUUGGUCUAUCGAGGCCUGUCCGUGUCUGGCUAUCAUGGCUAUUUUUCUGUAUGGUCUAUCAAGGCCUAUCUGUGUCUGGCCAUCAUGGCUAUUUCUGUACGGUCUAUCGAGGCCUGUCUGCGUCUGCCUAUUGUGGCUGUCUGCGUCUGGCCUAUCGUGGCUAUUUAUGUAUGGUCUAUCGAGGCCUGUCUGUGUCUGGCUAUCAUGGCUAUUUUUCUGUACGGUCUAUCGAGGCUGUCUGUGUUCUGCCUAUCAUGGCUAUUUCUGUAUGGUCUAUCGAGGCCUGUCUGCAUCUGCCUAUCGUGGCUGUCUGCGUCUGGCCUAUCGUGGCUAUUUCUGUUGGUCUAUUGAGGCCUGUCUGUGUCUGCCUACCGUGGCUGUCUGCGUGAGGCCUAUCGUGGCUAUUUAUGUUGGUCUAUCGGGGCCUGUCUGUGUCUGCCUAUCGUGGCUGUCUGCGUCUGGCCUAUCGGGCUAUUUAUGUUCGGCCAAUUGGGGCCUGUCCGCGUUUGCCUAUCGUGGCUGUCUGCGUCUGGCCUAUCGUGGCUAUUUAUGUUCGGCCUAUCGGGGCCUGUCCGUGUCUGCCUAUCAUGGCUAUUUCUGUUGGUCUAUCGAGGCCUGUCUGUGUCUGCCUAUCGUGGCUAUUUCUGUUGGUCUAUCGAGGCCUGUCCGUGCCUGCCUAUCGUGGCUGUCUGUGUCUGGCCUAUUGCGGCUAUUUCUGUAAAAAACUUAAGAAGUUUAAUCUAACGUCAUUAUACUGGUCAUGCUAACUCUCU
Messenger RNA from Carassius gibelio (silver crucian carp), 2575 nucleotides. RefSeq lists its product as uncharacterized. The coding region runs from base 1108 to 2523 and encodes 471 amino acids. The transcript has 2 exons. The record is from RefSeq and is a predicted model, not a curated record. NCBI's taxonomy places the organism in Eukaryota, Metazoa, Chordata, Actinopteri, Cypriniformes, Cyprinidae.